AUGGAUAUCUCAAAGCUUUUAACCGCCCCUGACAAACACGAAAUCCGCGCCGAAAAUAACGCAGCAAAUGAAACACCUAGUCAAGUCUCCAAUCAGCCAGAGGUUAUGGCUCCGGCUCUGCUUUGGCCCUACCACAGGGCAUCGCAGAUUCUCCCAACCGGACCACCGAAUGGUCCCAAACGUUCUACCUCGUUACCUAUUGUUAGGCCUCCCGAAACGAACAGGUUGCCCGCCGAGGAUGAAACAAUCAUCAGGCUUUGUGACGAGGGCAUAAAGCGACAGGAUAUCAGCAAACAGCUACCCGAACGUAGCUUGACAAGUUGCCAUCUUCAUCAUCAGAAUUACCUCGAGAAAGACGACGAGUGGGACGAAACUCAGAAGGUAAAGCUGGCCCGUAUAUAUCACAGAAUUAAAUCACAGAUGUGGAAGGACCUAGCAAACGAGCUGGGCGUUCCGUGGCGUGCGGCAGAGGCCAUUCAUUGGCAGCUGGGGGAGGCAAAUAUGGCUGGCCUUGCGAAUGCUGUGCCAUUUCCAUUUGCUAUUCCAACGAAGCGCUCAUUUGAUAAAGGAGAUUGA
Penicillium samsonianum is the source of this 576-nucleotide messenger RNA. RefSeq lists its product as uncharacterized. Bases 1 to 576 code for a protein of 191 amino acids. Lineage: Eukaryota; Fungi; Ascomycota; Eurotiomycetes; Eurotiales; Aspergillaceae. The record is from RefSeq and is a predicted model, not a curated record. The transcript is spliced from 2 exons.